AUGGGUUGGUUCGAGGAAAACAACACCGAGGUCGUUGAGGAGUUCAACAACUACAACCAAUACUCUGAGAACAGGGAGCAUCACGCCAAGCUCUCCCACGAGAUCAUUGGCGGUGCUGCUGCCUUUGAAGCUGCCAAGGCAUAUGAGGACCAUGUAGCCAGAAACGGCAAGCCUGACAGCCAUGCCAAGGCCAAGGAGUUCAUUGCCGGAGCUGUUGGUGCUUUCGUUGACAGAGAGUUUGAGACUAAGGGUCUUGACUUCUUUGACAAGGAGGAGGCUAAGCGUCACGGCGAACGCAAGGCGCACAGGGAGCUUGAGGAACAGUACUAG
Messenger RNA from Fusarium tjaetaba, 330 nucleotides. Its product is annotated as phosphoglycerate mutase family. The coding region runs from base 1 to 330 and encodes 109 amino acids. The transcript has 3 exons. Lineage: Eukaryota; Fungi; Ascomycota; Sordariomycetes; Hypocreales; Nectriaceae. The record is from RefSeq and is a predicted model, not a curated record.